Messenger RNA from Nycticebus coucang (slow loris), 2193 nucleotides. RefSeq lists its product as uncharacterized. NCBI's taxonomy places the organism in Eukaryota, Metazoa, Chordata, Mammalia, Primates, Lorisidae. The record is from RefSeq and is a predicted model, not a curated record. The transcript is spliced from 2 exons. The coding region runs from base 1287 to 2075 and encodes 262 amino acids. Gene Ontology annotation, molecular function: RNA-DNA hybrid ribonuclease activity; nucleic acid binding.
CAAAGAAGUCUUGGGUUCAAGGGGCAACUGGGAUGAAACAGUACUCAUGGACUACCCAGUGUGGACCUGGGCACAGGCUGGGUAUCCCACACAUUUAUGGUCAUCCCAGACUGCCCAUACACCUUCCUAGGCAGAGAUCUGCUGAAUAAAAUUGGAGCCCAGAUAUCCUUCAAGUAGGAUGGACCCCAGGUUACAGAUGACCGAGGGCGCCCUAUACAAGUUCUAACUGUCCAGCUACAGGAUGAAUAUGAGCUUCACCAAGAACCACCAUGAGCCCAAGAUGACAUUGGUGCUUGGCUCCACUCCCAUCUGCCGGCACAGGCUGAGACAGGAGGAAUAGGGCUGGCCAUUCAUCGGCCUCCAGUUCUAGAGGAGCUUAAACCUGGAGCAGAACCCAUACAGUCUACCCCUAGCUCCACAAAGCCAGGCUGUGUUCGCCUUUGAGUGGAGUGACCUGGAGGAAGGCAUCAGCAGACAACUGACCUAGACCUGCCUACCGCAAGGCUUCAAGAACUCUCUGACUAUCUUUGAUGAAGCCCUACAUGAAGACUUAAGUGAGUUCUGUAAGUUACACCCCAGCCUGACCCUCCUCCAGUACGUCAAUGACAUACUGAUAGUGACUGCAGAUGAACAAGAUUGCCUGCAAGGAACACAGGAUCUGCUCACCACCCUGGGAGACUUAGGAUACCAUGCAUCAGUGAAGAAAGCCCAGAUCAGUCAACAAACUGUAAGUUAUUUGGGAUAUGUGCUUAAGGACGGCCAGAGGUGGCUGAGCAAAGCCAGGAAACAAACUGUGCUCAGAAUCCCAACUCCCACUACUCCCAGGCAGGUGCGGGAAUUUUGGGGAACAGCUGGAUAUUGCAGGCUGUGGGUGCCAGGAUUUGCCAAAAUUGCCAAGCUCCUCUAUGAAGCCACCAAGGAGGGGCAGCCUUUCCAGUGGUCAGCAGACAGGGACCAAGCAUUUAGAAAACUCAAAACUACCCUGUUGACUUCUCCUGCACUGGGCCUCCCUGAUAUCACAAAAACCUUUCCAUCUGUAUGUGGAUGAACAUAAAGGAGUGGCCAAGUGAGUAUUGACCCAAACUCUGGGACCCUGGACUCGUCCAGUUGCCUACCUAUCCAAAAGACUUGACCCAGUGGCUUCGGGAUGGCCUCCUUGCUUGAGCAUUAUAGCGGCCACUGCCCUCUUGGUAAAAGAUGCAGAUAAACUUACCCUGGGACAAGAACUAUUGAUAACAACCCCCCAUACCAUUGAGGGAGUCUUGAAGCAGCCCCCGGACCAGUGGAUGAGUAGCGCACGGCUGACUCAUUAUCAAAGUCUACUACUGAAUCCACCGAGGAUUCAAUUCCUACCCAGUGCAGUCCUGAAUCCUGCCACUCUCUUACCCAACUCAAAUGCAGAGGUGCCACUCCAUCAUUGCCAGGAUGUACUAGUACAAGUCCACAGUCUUCGCCAAGAUAUGAUGAAUCAGCUGCUGCCUGAUGCUGAAGAAACGUGGUUCACGGAUGGCAGUAGCUUCAUGAAGAAUGGGCACAGGUAUGCAGGAGUGGCAGUGGUCUCUGAAAUGGAGACAUUAUGGGCCAAGCCCCUCCCGAGUGGCACCUCCGCCCCAUGGAAGACCUCAUUGCCCUUACCAAGGCCCUGGUUCUGGGGAAAGGUAAGAGAAUUAAUAUCUAUACUGACAGCCAAUAGGCGUUUGCCACAGCCCAUGUACAUGGAGCAAUCUACCAAGAGAGAGGGGCUAUUAACCGCAGAAGGAAAAACAGUCAAAAAUAAACAAGAGAUACUAGACCUCCUAGCCACUAUCUGGCUGCCGAAAAAGUUAGCCAUCAUUCACUGCCCAGGGCACCAAAAGCCAAUCACUCCGGUGGCCAGAGGUAAUCAUCGAGCAGACGAGGUUGUCAAGAGUGCAGCCCUUAGUGUAACCCAGGCCCUAACCCUCAGUCUACCAGACCUGGCACAGCCAGUCUUGCCAGAAAAGCCUGAGUAUACCCCAGAAGACCUAGCAUGGCUCCGUACUAUCCCCCAAGCACACAGCCUUCCACGAUACAAUGGCUGGUGGGUGCACUGCUGAUGGCAAGACCCUUCUUCCAGCAUAGCUAGGGAUGGAGGUGCUACAGCGUAUGCACCAAGCCACCCACCUGGGUAAUAGGAAACUGAAGGACUUGGUUCAUCAUGCAAAGAUUAAAAUU